This is a messenger RNA of Indicator indicator, 882 nucleotides long. RefSeq names its product chondrolectin (gene CHODL). The record is from RefSeq and is a predicted model, not a curated record. Gene Ontology annotation, cellular component: cytoplasm. Gene Ontology annotation, biological process: positive regulation of axonogenesis. The coding region runs from base 1 to 882 and encodes 293 amino acids. Lineage: Eukaryota; Metazoa; Chordata; Aves; Piciformes; Indicatoridae. The transcript is spliced from 7 exons.
AUGGGGUCCGGAGGCGGGCUGCGGCUGGCGGCGGUAUUGGCGGCUGCCGUACUCUGCGGGCCCGGGGGGCUCGCUGGGCGCGUCCUCAGCGGUCAAAAAGUGUGCUAUGGUGACUUCAAGCAUUCUUGUUAUAAGUUAGCUUAUUUCCAGGACUUGUCUAGACGUGUGGGCUUUCAGGAGGCCCGCCAAGCUUGUGAAAUUGAUGGUGGGGCUUUACUAAGCUUGGAAAGUGAAGCUGAGCAGCAACUAAUAGAAAACAUGUUGCAAAACCUCACAAAGUCAGGAUCCGGGAUUUCUGAUGGUGAUUUCUGGAUUGGGUUGUGGAGAAGCGGUGAUGGACUAGCCACCUCAAGUGCCUGCCCUGACCUCUACCAAUGGGCUGAUGGAAGUAUUUCGCCAUUCAGAAAUUGGUAUACAGAUGAGCCUUCCUGUGGAAGUGAAGCCUGUGUUGUGAUGUAUCAUCAACCAACUGCAAACCCUGGUCUGGGAGGGCCAUACCUUUAUCAGUGGAAUGAUGAUAGAUGCAAUAUGAAGCACAAUUUUAUCUGCAAGUAUGGCCCAGAUAAUGUCCUAGAAAAAGAAUUAGGAGCCAGAGCGGAGCCAGAUUACGACAUUUUACCAACAGUGCCGGCAGGAAAUCCUUAUGACACAAGCAAACCAGAAGAUCAAUAUCAUAUUAUUGCUACUGAAACAGGUAUAAUUCCGAAUCUAAUCUAUGUCAUAAUACCUACUAUACCACUACUGCUGUUGAUACUGGUGGCUUUUGGGACAUGUUGCUUCCAGAUGCUUCAUAAAAGUAAAGGAAGAACAAAAACCAGUCCAAACCAGUCUACACUAUGGAUUUCAAAAACGCCUAGGAAGGACAGUAGCAUGGAGGUAUAA